Molecule: messenger RNA, 1648 nt
Organism: Callorhinus ursinus (northern fur seal)
Lineage: Eukaryota; Metazoa; Chordata; Mammalia; Carnivora; Otariidae
Source: RefSeq, a predicted model, not a curated record
AUGCAGGCGACGGCGGGGGGCGCGCGGGCGGCCGCGCUGGCGCUGCUGCUGGGGGCGCUGCAAGGGGCGCCGGCGCGCGCCCAGGAGUACGACUACUACGGGUGGCAGGCGGAGCCGCUGCACGGGCGCGCGUACUCCAAGCCGCCGCAGUGCCUCGACAUCCCCGCGGACCUGCCGCUCUGCCACACGGUGGGCUACAAGCGCAUGCGGCUGCCCAACCUGCUGGAGCACGAGAGCCUGGCCGAGGUGAAGCAGCAGGCGAGCAGCUGGCUGCCGCUGCUGGCCAAGCGCUGCCACUCCGACACGCAGGUCUUCCUCUGCUCUCUCUUCGCGCCCGUCUGCCUCGACCGGCCCAUCUACCCGUGCCGCUCGCUGUGCGAGGCCGUGCGCGCCGGCUGCGCGCCGCUCAUGGAGGCCUACGGCUUCCCCUGGCCCGAGAUGCUGCACUGCCACAAGUUCCCCCUGGACAACGACCUCUGCAUCACUAUGCAGUUCGGACACCUGCCUGCCACCGCGCCUCCAGGUAGCGCCGCCGCCGCCCCCGCGCUGACCAAGAUCUGUGCCCAGUGUGAGAUGGAGCACAGUGCCGACGGCCUCAUGGAGCAGAUGUGUUCCAGUGACUUCGUGGUUAAAAUGCGCAUCAAGGAGAUCAAGAUAGAGAAUGGGGACCGGAAGCUGAUUGGAGCCCAGAAAAAGAAGCAGCUACUCAAGCCAGGCCCCUUGAAGCGCAAGGACACCAAGAGGCUGGUGCUGCACAUGAAGAGCGGCGCCAGCUGCCCCUGCCCACAGCUGGACAGCCUGACCGGCAGCUUCCUGCUCAUGGGCCGCCAAGUGGACGGGCAGCUGCUGCUUAUGGCCGUCUACCGCUGGGACAGGAAGAAUAAGGAGAUGAAGUUCGCAGUCAAAUUCAUGUUCUCCUACCCCUGCUCCCUCUACUACCCCUUCUUCUAUGGGGCUGCUGAACCCCACUGAAGGGCACUCCUCCCUGCCCCACCACAGCCAGCUGUGCCUUGCCCUCUCCCCAGCCCUGGGGCACUCUCUCUUCCUGCCCACUUGGCCUCACCCCUACUCCCAGGCUGACUCAGCCCCUGCCUAAGUGGUUUCAUGCAGUGUCGUUACCAGCACAGGCCCUGAGGAAUGGGCAUGGAGCCUGAGCUGUCCAUGACUGAGGGGUUCUGGGGUCCCUGGGGACUUCUCUUAGGAGCAAGGCUUUCUCAUUUGGGAAGGAACCCAGGGUUUUGGAAAGUAGGUGGAGGAGAGAGCGAGGGAAGCGUGGAGGGGCUCUGAGCAGCCUGAGGCAGAUUCCCAAGUAGAUCAUGGUGUCAGCUCCCCUCUGUUGGUGGUGAGGCCUCACCUUGAAGAGGAAAAGUCUCAGUAUUAGGCUGAGCUAUUUGGGGGACAGUUCCCUACCUCCACUGCCCACUCGUGUCAUCAUAGUCCCCCGAAGGAGAGGCACUAGGGUCACAGUGCCCUCCAGCCACAGUUCCCCACCUCCCCCAUCUCUGACCCUUUCCCUUCCUGCUAGACUGGAGAGAAGCCCAGCCCAGACCCCCUCCCAGAGGCUGCUUUUUGGGGUUCGUCCCUCAGCCUCCACAUGUCCCUGUUACCCUGAUGGUAAGUUAUCGCCACCGCUGCAAGGCCACAGGUA